AUGUAUAAUCCUUAUCAACACUCUGGGACCUUUGGUAGGCCUCCGGAGUAUGCAGGGUUUCCCGGCGCACCCCCUGGAACUGGUAGCUCUCUUGCCGUUUCUCCCUACAACCCACCGCUGGCGUUUACUGACAGUGAAUUAGCACCCCCGGGGAUGGCCGCUCCUGGGACAGGUCCACCGCCAGGAAUGCAGCAAGCUAAUGGCCCGCAACCCGGCCAUCCAGCCUUCCCUCCGAACUUCCAGCCUCCUGCGAACAUGCCGAAUAUCAAUUUCUCCGCCCCUGUGAUUCGCCUUGGCACGUCUGGGCCUCCGAAGUCAUCCACGCCGGCGGACGCUGGCCGCGAGAGAGGCGCGGACAUGCGACGCGGCGGGGCUUCGGGCUCUUUAGAGUCGCAGCGCCAAAAUAUACGUGAUGCAAUGCUUCAAUUGCAGCCUCCUACAAGGGAUGAGAUUGUUCGAACCAUUUUCGUCGGCGGCAUCACAGAAGGCAUCAGCAGCGACGAUGACAUUGAACGGAUCUUGCGGACGGCAGGAAAUCUGAGGCGCUGGAUUAGGGCUACUGAUGCGGAUGAAAAGCCUUGCAAAUUUGGUUUCGCAGAGUACGAAGACCCUGAUAGUUUAAGUACGGCUGUCGCAGUGCUAAGGGAUGUCGAAGUUCCCGUCAAGAAACAGCAUCCGCCGAAGGAGGAAGAUGGAGAUCAAGCUAAAGAGAUUGAAAGAAGCAAGCUAUUGGUGGUUUUUGACGAAAGUUCCCUAAAAUACAUUGAGCAAUACAAAGCCAAUAACGAUCAAGACCCAACUGCUGCCGAAUCACGUAUUGAGUCCGCCCGGGCAGCAUUGGCCACCGUUUUAUCUGAGCUUGGGCGCCCACCAACCAGUCAAAAGGAAGGCGCACCGGCGACUGACCGGGAUGGCGAUGUCUCGAUGACUGAUGCUGAAAAUCGAAAUGCGACCAAUGCCGCAGAAGUCGUUACAAUCCCUAUUACAGUUGAGGAUGAACUAUCCGAUAUCCCUCCCGACAUGAGAGAAACCGUCGCCAAAGAGAUUGCAGCGUUCCGUGACCGGAGUAAUCGUCGAGAUCUUGAGCGACUGAAGAGGGAGGAAGAAAUUGAAUCUUUAGAGAAAGCAAGGCAUGCUGGCUCUUCUCGUAUCAACCGAUUAGCGUCUCCACCACCCACCGCACCCACCGGCCCUGCUGGUGGGCCAAAUGGGAUUCCACUGGGUCCUCGCGAUAGAGGAGUUCCAAACGCACCGUCUGGCCCUAAGGGCUUUGGUCAACAAAUCCCCAAAGAUUAUCAACAGGGAGUGUCGUUUGUUAAUGGGCUUGGCGUUAACGAGGUGGAGGAAGACACUGAUGCAAGUGAUUCCGAGCUGGAAAGAAGGCGGCAGGCGAAGAAAGCAGCUGAAGAUGAGAAGCAAUUCUUAGACCAAGAGAGGCGUUGGCUUAAUCGCGAGCGUACUAGGGCUGCUGCUGUAGAACGAGAGCGUAAUCGGGAUAAAGAAGAGGAACAGCGCUUAGAGGACGAAAAGGAAGCCAUGGCGAAACGCCUGAGAGAAUGGAACGAUGACGUUGAAGCAAGCCGGAAAGUAGAAGAAUACUAUGCCGAUCGUGGAUUGUGGAUUCGAAACCGGGCGGCAUUCCGGAACCGCGAGAUAGCAUUGGAUGAAGCGGAUCGGGCCAGUGAAGAACGAGAGAAGGCUCGAGCUAUGCAACAACGAGAGCGAGCGCGUGGCAUGGCGGAUGACUUUCUUGCCCGACAAGCCGAAGAGAUGGAGUCCCGAGCACAAGCACCGAAAGAGCCACAGCGCUUCAAGCUUUCCCUUGGAGCCGCAGCACAAAAGGCACAGGCCUCUACGAAACGCAGAACCGUUGCGGAAGUCGAGGGUCUCUUGGAAGAUGAGGAAGAAACGGGCACCACAGCGAAACGUCCUCUUACUUCGAUCAAGUUUGACACCGCCGCCGAAGUUGCUGGACUUAGCGACGAGGAGCGCGCCCAAGCAGCUAGGCAACUCGCCGCCGAGAUACCGUCAGACAAAGAAGGACUCUGGAAAUGGGAUGUCAAGUGGGAGUUUGUGGAUGAAUCUGUGCUGGGAGAGCAGCUCAAGCCGUUCGUCGAGAAGAAAAUCAUGGAGUAUCUUGGGGUCCAGGAGCAGAUGUUGGUUGACGUGGUUGAGGAACAUGUGCGGAAGAGAGGCUCCCCGGGGGAAUUGGUGGAACAACUUGAAGGGGCACUCGAUGAAGAGGCUGAAGUUCUUGUCAAGAAACUUUGGCGAAUGAUCAUCUUUUUCUCAGAAAGCGAGAAGAGAGGUCUUUCGGGCUAA
Messenger RNA from Uncinocarpus reesii 1704, 2322 nucleotides. RefSeq lists its product as uncharacterized. Gene Ontology annotation, biological process: mRNA processing. Gene Ontology annotation, molecular function: mRNA binding. Gene Ontology annotation, cellular component: spliceosomal complex. The coding region runs from base 1 to 2322 and encodes 773 amino acids. The record is from RefSeq and is a predicted model, not a curated record. NCBI's taxonomy places the organism in Eukaryota, Fungi, Ascomycota, Eurotiomycetes, Onygenales, Onygenaceae. The transcript is spliced from 4 exons.